AUGCUACAAGUACCUCCGGUUUCGGACAAGCUCCAGAAUGCACUACAGAGGGUGUUGGACAACAAAAUCCUCAACGACGACGCCUUUUGGUGCGCAGAUAUUCUUCCGGCGCUCUUGGACCGCCUCCAUGAAAUUAAGCUUCUGGUUGCAUCCAAAGACAUGCAUCCCGAAUGUCUCGAAGCACAUAUCGUGGCCGUGGCAGACGAAAUCCAAUCCCGUCUUCAAACAGAGUUUCUGGAUGGAGCGCCGUUCACAAUUCUACGGAUCGCCGAGUUGGUUCUACGCUACGAUGACAAUGGCUACUCGCUUUCAACGGCCCAGCACAUGAAAAAGUACAUAGACGCACUCAAGAAGACGGUGUUUGUGCUGUCCAAGGAGACAGAUUAUCCACUCCUGCCCGGCGAAACUUCGAGGCCCCAAACACCCAGCACGCUUUUUCUGGCCACGCCACUGGACUAUGACCAUCAUAAUCUUCCCACCAAUGUUCUCUUUGUGCCAAUCCCAUGGGCCGAGACACUGAAUCAAAUGAAAGACAAACAUGUCGAGGAGCUGGAGAAGGAUGAAGUACUCGAGGAACCGAAUAAUGAACCAGAUGAAAAGAUAGAGUCUUCAGAUAAUCAGCAUGUGCCCACGUCCGACAGCCCGAAUGGAGAUCUGAACGGACAUGGAACCUCAACGCAACAGCGCACCCCAGAUCCUGACAGCGUGAAUGAGGCGAAAACUCCGGAAGCAAAAGUAAGGCGCUCCCCAAGACCGUCAAAGAAACAAAAAGUCACCUAA
Messenger RNA from Clavispora lusitaniae ATCC 42720, 780 nucleotides. RefSeq lists its product as uncharacterized. Lineage: Eukaryota; Fungi; Ascomycota; Pichiomycetes; Serinales; Metschnikowiaceae. Gene Ontology annotation, cellular component: protein phosphatase 4 complex; nucleus; cytoplasm. The record is from RefSeq and is a predicted model, not a curated record. Gene Ontology annotation, molecular function: protein phosphatase regulator activity.